GCCACAACGGCCCACAAGGCACUUGACAAGCGGUUUCACACCCCAAGAAAAUCUUGGGGUGUCUGCACGAACUGUUCAUUGCAAGUUCACCCGACCAUAUACGAAGUAUGGGAGGGCGUGGCCAGACUAUGCUAGGCUGGCUCAAUGGAGGAAGACUUGAGGAGGCUGUCUCCGUCGCUGGAGCUGCGCACAGUGGCCGAGAUGGGUCGAGGAGUGUUUACUAAAGUGCCUAUAUCUGCUGGGGACACUAUAUUCAGUGCACUACCUAUAGCACAUUGCAGUUUAGAGGAAACUAGAGGCUCUGUCUGUGAGCACUGUUUCAACAGAUCAGAGUCACUCAAGAAGUGCACCGAAUGCGAGUCUGUUCAGUAUUGCAACUCUGACUGCCAGAAAUUGGAUUUGCCGCUGCACGAGGCGGAGUGUGACAGUGUGAAAGGUGUGGAGGCUACAUCACUCGUAAGACUAGCUCUCCGAGCACUGACUAGGAACACUAAGCACCUCUACUCACUUCCUGAUGGCUGGUUCACUAUCAAAGAGGCUAACAAAGAUCAAGAGGCUAGCAAAGACCAUGAGGCUAUACGGGAAUCGAUAGCUGACACUGCUCAGCUCUGUGACUAUCCUAAGGAUCUCAUCCGUAAGCUCUUCCUGAAGUUGAUCUGUAAUGAAUUCUCAAUAAAGAUGGUUGCAGACAACAUCUCUCCAGUAGGCAGGGCCUUGUACUCUGCCCCCUCUCUGCUCAACCAUUCCUGUCGUCCCAACACUGUUCAACUGUUUAAUGGACGAUACCUAAUCCUCAAGGCUAAAAGGGAUAUAGGUCCUGAUGAGCAACUGUUUAUUACCUACACUGAUACACUGCAAUUGCUGAGUGAGCGUCAACAUUAUCUACAGAGUAGAUACAACUUCACCUGUGCCUGUGAGAGAUGCUUAGAGGACAUCAGCAAAUCCCCCGGAUGUUCUGAACAAUUGCUCUUAAUGGCUGCCAAUGGAGAGGAAGUCUCCUCCUCGUUAAGACAGAAAAUGGAAAAAGAGCUGACAGAGUUGAAGGAGUUAACUAAACUUGAAGAGUGGCAGGAGAUGUAUGACAAAGGCAGAGCUCUAUACACAAGCCAUUUGACACAACUAUCCCCUGAUAAUAUUUUUAGUCAGCGUCUUAUGGAGCAUCUGUUCAUUGCCAGUGAUGAGUUGAGUCUCUGGGAGGAGGCGAUCAAGUACAUCACCCAACUAUUAGGACCAUCUCUCCGUCACUAUGGACUCCUUGAUCCUGGGAGUGUAUACUGGCUAAUGCUAACUGGGAAAUUUAGACAUAAUGUAAAAACUACUGAACAACUGACCCUGUCACUAGACGACCUCACCAAGGCUAAGACAGCAGCUGAGAGACUGUAUGGAGCUGACCACCCCAUCACUCGGGAGGCAGCCAUGAUGCUGUUCUACACUCGACGUGAACUAGCUCGCAGACUACAUGUAUGAUUAUAAUAAUGAUUAUUUACUACAUUGUAAUUUUUGCUGCAGUUAAAAAAGUACAGUUAAUAAAAUGUUCAUAACAGUAUUGUGUAAUGUAAA
Halichondria panicea is the source of this 1560-nucleotide messenger RNA. RefSeq names its product histone-lysine N-methyltransferase SMYD3-like. The coding region runs from base 145 to 1467 and encodes 440 amino acids. The transcript has 10 exons. NCBI's taxonomy places the organism in Eukaryota, Metazoa, Porifera, Demospongiae, Suberitida, Halichondriidae. The record is from RefSeq and is a predicted model, not a curated record. Gene Ontology annotation, cellular component: nucleus. Gene Ontology annotation, molecular function: protein binding.